UCCGGGCCGGCAAAGCUCCCGCAGCCCCGGCGGAACCUGGAGCGGCUGCGGCGCCGCUGUCCCGGAGCCCGGCUCCAUGGAGCCCAACAUGCGCUUCGGGAUCGUGGAGCGUCAAGUUGUUGCUGAGGCAUGGCACCACUGCUCCUGUCCUUUCCACAAAGAGUUCUUCACUGGACAGAGUUACUGGACCCUACAAAUCUGAUCCUUUCCAUUGAACAAAUAGAAAAGUCGAGGCAAAUAUUGCUAACAAGUGAAGAUGCAGUCAGAUUUGACUUGAAGAACGAGAGGAUACAAGAAGCUUGGAAGAGAAGUCUCGCAACUGUCCACCCUGACAGCAGCAGGCUCAUCCCUGUGGCUUUCCGACCUGCAGCUCUGCUGCCUUUCUCCAUGCCCUUGCUGUUCGUGUCGCUGGUGACCACAAAAACCCUCAAGUCUAUGCUUCUGCCCCAGGUCUCCUUCUACACCUACCUGACAGCCUUCAACAUGUUCAACGGAAAUGCCACCUACAGUCGCCGCAGGACUGAGAGCAUCAUGCUGGGGGCUGGAGUCAUUGCCUCGUCCACCUUUUUUGGACUUGUGCCUCGUUUGAGACAAGUGAAGAGUGCAUUACUGCGCAGAAGCCUGCCUGCGCUCCUUGUGGCCCACAUCAGCGGGGUUAACCUUGUUGCUUCCCGGAGUCUGGAGACCAUCCGAGGGAUUGAGGUCAUGGACAAGGACGGUAAUGUCAUCGGCUACUCCAGGAAAGCGGGGACAAAGGCUGUGAGAGAGACGGCGGCCUCCAGGGUGCUGCUAUUUGGGACCUCAGCCUUCAUCCCAGAACUCUUCUCCCUCUUUAUAAAACAGUACAAGAAUCUCCUGCCGUUUCCGUGGACUUUUUGGGCCUUGAAAAUGUCUUGCACAAUAUUCGUCAUGUCACUGAUGGUGCCAGUUUCUUUUAGUAUAUACCCACAGAUUGGCCAGAUACAGCGCGGCCAGCUUGAAGAGGAGAUUCAGUCUGCGACCGAGGACACGGAGCUUUUCUACAACAGAGGGGUCUAGGAGGUCCUCGGUGAUUCCUGCGGGUCCUGCUGGAGACCUCCGUCCCCGCGGGGGUUCCUGGAAUCUCAGGCGUCUGCACCUGCAGGAGGGCUAACUCCCACACUCUCAGGACCUUUUGGCUGCCGGCGCCCCGGGCUUUGGAGCUGGGAUGGGAGAUCUGACCCACCUCCUCAACACUGCUGAGAAGGCUGGUGGCUGUGGGCUCAUCUUCUGUCUGUCUGUCAGCUUCUGAGAGGACACUGUGAAAUGGCCACUACCUUAGUCUGAUCAGGAGCGUUAGAAGGAAAUAAAGAAGGCCCCACUGCGCCCCACACAGGCUUACUCCAUGCCCCUGAGAUAGCUCAGCUGGGAGAGCACGUGCCUCAGUGCACCUGAGCUCCUGAGUCUGAGCCCUGGCAUUGGUGAGAGCUCUGGGGAUGAUGGUGCUGUGCCGUGCUGUCUCUCCACUCUGUUUCCCUCUCCUCCCUCUCUCUUUCUCUUUCUCAAAAGAGAUCAUGAGAAAGGUGAGGGACGGAGCAAGAAAUGAAAGGAAGGAAGGAAAGCGAGCGAGUCCAGGAGGCCACUCAGUGACAGAAUCAGGUGUGCUCUAGGCCAAGAGAAAGCCCAAAGGCCGGGUGGUGGCGCACCGGUUGAGCGCACAUGUUACAGUGCGCAAGGACCUGAGUUUGAGCCCCGGGUCCCCGCCUGCAGGGGGAAAGCAUUGUGAGUGGUACAGCAGGGCUGCGGGUGUCUCUCUGUCUCCCCCUACUGUCUUGAUUUCUGGUUGUCUCUAGCCAAUAGCUAAAUAUAAUAAAAAGAAAAAGAAAGAAAAUAUGGGAGGGGCAUGGAUAGGUGGGUAGUGGCACACCUGUGGAGCGCACAUGUCACAGUGUGCAAGGACCUGGGUUCAAGCCUCCAGUCCCCACCUGCAGGGGGAAAGAUUCACAAGUGGUGAAGCAGGUCUGCAAGUAUCUCUCUCUCUCUCUCUCUGCUUCUUUCUCUUAAUUUCUAGUUGUCGCUAUAUAAUAAAUAAAUAAAGAUAAUAAUGAUGAUGAGUUGUAAAAAAUUUUAAAAGAAUCUGACACUGAGGAGAUAACAUAAUGGUUAUGUAAAAAGCCUUUCAUGCCCAAGGCAGCAUAAUUCCAUGUUUGAUCCUCAGCACCACCAUAAGCCAGAGGUGAACCGUGCUCUGAUUAAAUAAAUAAAUAAAUAGAAAAAGAGAGAAUUGGGGUGGGUGAAACAGCUCACUGAGGCAGUCCUCUGCUUUACCAUAUAUGCAGUCAGGUUUGAGCCCAGCCCUCACUGCACUGAAGGAAGCUUUGGUGCUGUGGUCUCUUUCACUCUCUCUGUCGCUACCUAAAAUAACUAAUAAUAAUAAUAACCGAUGCCCCACCUCAAGGGAAACUGGACCCACUGAAAGCUCCCAACCCCACAGCAGUCCUGUUCCCGGACUCUUACUGCUUUCAGGACAACUGAACAUGCCAGCUGCCCUGAGCGCCUCUCUCCUCCCUGGAGAGGACUUGCUCUGCGGGGAAACCCCAGGCCCCGGGCAAGAUCAGGCUCCUGAGCCAACAUCGUCCCUCCCUCCUCCUCCACAUAAGGCCACUGGACCUGGCCCACUCCAUCUGUCUUCUCAGGACCUUGCUCUGGGGCCUCUCCACAUUCCUUCCCAGAACAGGGGAACUACCUGAAUCGAGGCCUCAUUUUAAAGUGACCCUUGUGGCCUGGGAGGUGGCACAAUGGGUAAAGCUUUGGGUCCUCAAACCCAAGGUCCCAAGUUCAAACCCUUGCAUUGCAUGUGUCAGAGGGACACUGGUUUUCCCUCCUCUCUCUAACAAAUUUUUAUGAUUAUCACCAGAGCACUGCUCAGCUCUGGUUUAUAGUGGUGCUGGGAACUGAACCUGGGACCUUGGAACCUCAGGCUUGGAAAUCUUUUGCAUUGCCACUAUACCUAUACCGCCUUCUGGCCCUAAAUAAAUAAAUUUUGAAAAUAAAAUAAGUGAAACAGAACUCUGGUGAUGGGAGCUGUGUGGAAUUAUACCCAGUAAGAAGUGCUAAUGGUAGUAAAUACAAAAUAUAAGGUGGACUGGAGAGAUUGCACAAUGGUUAUUCCAAAGACUUUCAUGCCUGACACUCUGAGGUCCCAGGUUCAGUUCCCAGCGUCAUUAUAAGCCAGAGCUGAGGAGUGUUCGAGUUUCUCUGUAUGUCUCGUUAAAAUAAAUAAAAAACUGAGCUGGGGUGACAGUGUAAUAAAUAAUAAAAAGACUUUCAUGCCUGA
Erinaceus europaeus (western European hedgehog) is the source of this 3295-nucleotide messenger RNA. It is a transcript of the gene SFXN4, whose product is annotated as sideroflexin 4. Gene Ontology annotation, biological process: monoatomic ion transport; mitochondrial transmembrane transport. The coding region runs from base 130 to 1038 and encodes 302 amino acids. The record is from RefSeq and is a predicted model, not a curated record. Gene Ontology annotation, molecular function: monoatomic ion transmembrane transporter activity. NCBI's taxonomy places the organism in Eukaryota, Metazoa, Chordata, Mammalia, Eulipotyphla, Erinaceidae. Gene Ontology annotation, cellular component: mitochondrial inner membrane. The transcript is spliced from 15 exons.